CACAAAAUAAGUGUUUCUCGUGCUUUUUCAUGAAGAUUCAAGCAUUUCUUCUGUCUUCUACCAUCAAUUCUUAUGUAGGAAAAUGCUUAAGGCGAUCAUUAGGAGUAAGAACAACAAGCAGCAGUUUUAUUAGCCUCAGUAGCUGUCACCUCAAACUUAAACUUCCAACUAAGACAUGAAAUUUAUUUCCAAACAGUCAAAUUAUAGCUGUCUUUAUCUCCCAGAGUGUUCUAGCUGAUAACAACAUGUGAGAAACCUUAAUCUGAGACUUUUGGUAAUUAUCAUGGACGCUUUCAAGACCCUAAUCAGCUCGGAGCCACCUUAGAUUUGAAUAUCCAGACAUUAUAUUUAGUCCAAACAUUG
Molecule: messenger RNA, 363 nt
Organism: Moneuplotes crassus
Lineage: Eukaryota; Ciliophora; Spirotrichea; Euplotida; Euplotidae
Source: the annotation of a GenBank genome assembly